Molecule: messenger RNA, 867 nt
Organism: Torulaspora globosa
Lineage: Eukaryota; Fungi; Ascomycota; Saccharomycetes; Saccharomycetales; Saccharomycetaceae
Exons: 1
Coding region: 1-867 (288 amino acids)
Source: RefSeq, a predicted model, not a curated record
AUGGGGACGUUUCGGGGUCUUGUUCAUCAAUACUGUAAUCCACAGGUUGCGUUUGAAUUUGAGCCAUCAGGCUGCAAGAAAGUGAUCAUCGCUAUUGGGGGGUUGACUGAUGGUCUAUUGACAGUUCAUUUUGCUCCCAGUUUGGCAGAAGCAGUUUCACAGCUUGGUUACUCGGUUGUUCACAUCCAAAUGAGCAGCAGUUACAAAGGAUGGGGCAUCACGUCUCUGGAUUCUGAUGUUAAGGAGAUAAAGCAAUUGGUGUCCUAUCUAAGAUGUCCAAAAGGCGGUAGCAGAGAGAAGAUUAUCAUUCUGGGGCGGUCCACUGGCUCGCAAGAUGUCAUUCGAUACCUGUUACGGCACCCAGAGACGGUGGAUGCUGGUAUUAUGAACGCUGCUGUGUCGGAUCGUGAAGGCCUGUCGCCGAAAUUAGACCCUAGCUUAUUGAAACAGCUCAAUGUGGAGGCUAAGAGGCUUGUAGAUGACGGCAAACCUGACCAAGUUCUUGGUCCAAUGUUCGCCAAAGCCAUGUUCGAUACGCCAGUGACGGCAUACAGGUGGUGCUCAUUGAUGCUUCCUGGUGGCGACGACGACUACUUUUCGAGUGAUUUGACGGAUGAGACCUUACAGAGAACCUUUGGGAAGAUCGAAAAACCUUUCCUCGUCUUGGAAAACGAGAAAGAUGAAUUUGUCCCGAAGACUAUAGAUAAGAGCGCACUUUUUGAGAGAUGGAAAAUGUUCUCGAAUCCGGCCUACUGGUCAAAGCACUCCGGUCUGGUGACAGGUGCGUCUCACGUAGUCUCGGAACCGGAGGGCCAGCAAAACUUGAAUAAAAUGGUGAUCUCCUUCAUCAAAGAAUUCUCCCUCUAA